Plectropomus leopardus (leopard coralgrouper) is the source of this 643-nucleotide messenger RNA. NCBI's taxonomy places the organism in Eukaryota, Metazoa, Chordata, Actinopteri, Perciformes, Serranidae. The record is from RefSeq and is a predicted model, not a curated record.
UUCUGCCAAUUUUGGGAUAAUUUCUUCUGAAGUGGGUAAUUUUUGGGGGUAAUUUCUUGCGUGUUGUGCCACAGGAAGCCAGCGUGGAAGGACGGCUCCACGGCCACCUGCGUGCUGGUGGUGGACGACAUGGUGUACGUGGCCAACCUGGGAGACAGCCGGGCGGUGUUGUGUCGGAUGGAGGCGACAGGAGCAGCAGAUGCAGCGAGGAGGUCGGUGACUCUGGCUCUCAGUAAAGAACACAACCCGACCAUCUACGAGGAGAGGAUGAGGAUCCAGCGGGCGGGCGGCACCGUCAGGGACGGCAGGGUGUUGGGUGUCCUUGAGGUGUCGCGGUCAAUCGGAGACGGUCAGUACAAACGCUGUGGAGUCAUUUCAGCCCCUGACCUGAGGAGGUGUCAGCUGACAGACAAUGACAGGCAAGAACACGACGAGCGCCGAGGAGGACGGAAAAACACGCGAGUUUCUGUUUUCUACAGAAAUAAAUAAAUGAAUACGAGAGAAAAUAUAAGAAUAAAUCGAUGCUGAAAUAAACAAAUAAAUGCAUGAAUAAAUACAUCUGGAAAUAAAUACUUAACUGCAUAAAUUAAUACAUUUGAUAGUUACAAGGGACAUGAAUGAAUAUCUUAAAUGUAUUUAUUUG